UCCCAACUCUGACCCGUGACCUCUCGUGCAAACGGCGCAUGCGCAGCGGAAGUACGGACGACCGCCAUGCUUUCGACAAGACUGCGGUAUUUACCGCAGUGUUCUAGGUUUUUAACGUCUUGUAGAGCGACCCAAAGGACGCCUAAGAUCCUGGUGGCUUUGCCUCAAGAGCUCCGUGCCACAUCCUGCAGAGCUCUAUGUACGCUAUGGGCAGCUGUUGACUCGCAUCGCUCGCUGACAUCACCAGGUGGAUUGGUGCCAGUAAGAACCUUCAAGACCACGUCUAUCAGAUAUGAGGAAGUGAGAGUAGUGAACACUCCGCAGUUUGCGGAGUCUGUAACUGAGGGAGAUGUGCGGUGGGAAAAAGCUGUUGGCGAUUUCGUAGGUGAGGAUGAUGUUGUGGCUGCGAUCGAGACCGACAAGACGUCCAUCCCUGUGCCCGCCCCUGUUGCUGGCAUCAUCGAGGAGUUGCUUGUGGAGGACGGCGGAACGGUCGCAGCGGGACAAGAACUCUUCAAGAUCAAAAUCACGGGCGAUGCCCCUCCCCCAAAAGCAGCCAAGGCUGAAGCUCCUGCACCAGCUGCAGCCCCUCCUCCCCCUCCCCCUCCACCCCCACCAUCAGCAGGCCCCAUACCCAGCACUCCACCCCCAGUUCCCCCGGUGCCCAAGGCCCCUCUGACCUCCACCCCAACCUCCUCUAUCAAGGUGACCCCGUCAGCCGCCCCAUCCCUGGACAUGGGCUCUGGGGCGAGAGGAGAACAGAGGGUGAAGAUGAACAGGAUGAGGCUUCGGAUCGCCCAGAGGCUGAAGGACGCUCAGAACACCUGUGCCAUGCUUACCACCUUUAAUGAGAUUGACAUGAGCAAUGUGAUGGGCAUGAGAGCCCAGUUCAAGGAGGCCUUCCUCAAGAAGUUCGGGAUCAAGCUGGGAUUCAUGUCGGCUUUCGUUAAGGCAUCAGCGUUUGCCCUUCAAGAUCAACCUGUGGUUAAUGCUGUUAUAGACGAUAUGGAAAUUGUGUAUAGAGACUAUGUAGACAUCAGUGUGGCUGUGUCUACACCCAAGGGUCUAGUUGUUCCAGUUAUUAGGAAUGUGGAGAGAAUGAACUAUGCAGACAUUGAGAAGACAAUCAAUGACCUUGGAGAGAGGGCAAGAGCGGGUAGUCUGGCUGUAGAGGAUAUGGACGGUGGUACCUUCACCAUCAGCAACGGCGGGGUUUUCGGCUCCAUGUUCGGCACCCCCAUCAUCAACCCUCCCCAGUCUGCCAUCCUCGGCAUGCAUGGAGUCUUUCAGCGGCCGGUCGCCUUGGAAGGGAAGGUGGAGAUCCGCCCCAUGAUGUACGUCGCCCUCACCUAUGAUCAUAGACUUGUAGAUGGGAGAGAGGCUGUCCUCUUUCUGAGAAAAAUAAAAUCCGCAGUUGAGGACCCCAGAGUUCUACUAUUGGACUUGUAAUAUACAAGCAAAUGUGUUGUAGAAAUUUAUUGUGCCUAAUUCUUAUGGAGGAGACUAUAUUCCGGAGAAUGCAUUGUGUUCUGAGAAUCUCUGAGGAGCAUCUACAGCUGUCGCAACAUCGCUGGUCUCGCACCAUCGGCCUCGCAGCACUGACACAAGCCACAAGUCUGUGUAUAAAUGUGUGUUUGAUGGUUUUAAUAUUCUGUUUCACAUUUCAACAAAUACAUUUAAUUUUGAGGAAAUAUUUAUUUGAAUAAAUUAUCUACUUAUUUGAUAUGUUUGAUUGGCUAUGUGACAAAUAUUGAUUUGCUCUUUAAGUUUUUUAUGGCUUUAUGCUAUUGAUAAUUAAGUAUUAUAUAUCAGAAUAUUAAGGCUUACUUUCCGAUACAUAAAACGUGGUGGAUUAUAUUAUUUCCACUGAUAUUUCCAUUCAAGUGCUCAUUAAUCAUCAAUAGUUAUUCAGACAGAAAUUCAAUUGAUUAUUUAAGAUAUGGAAAAUUCAAUGUCCGUUUGAGAUUUCCUGGACUAUGCGAUGAUGUUUGAGUGGGGCUAUGUCGAAUGCUCUGUGUGAUGAGUGAGUCAGAGUGACCUUUACUCCUGGGUCAUGGUGACCUCCUUCCAGGUCACAGUAUUGGUGGCAGGUAGAAGUCGUACUGUUUCAUGUGUUGGCUCAUCCAUGUGAUUGAUGUCAACAUCAGGUAUAUUUUCUAGCAGUAAAGUAUUUUAGUUGUUUA
Haliotis rufescens (red abalone) is the source of this 2183-nucleotide messenger RNA. Its product is annotated as dihydrolipoyllysine-residue succinyltransferase component of 2-oxoglutarate dehydrogenase complex, mitochondrial-like. Gene Ontology annotation, molecular function: dihydrolipoyllysine-residue succinyltransferase activity. The record is from RefSeq and is a predicted model, not a curated record. The coding region runs from base 67 to 1449 and encodes 460 amino acids. Gene Ontology annotation, biological process: tricarboxylic acid cycle. Lineage: Eukaryota; Metazoa; Mollusca; Gastropoda; Lepetellida; Haliotidae. The transcript is spliced from 13 exons. Gene Ontology annotation, cellular component: oxoglutarate dehydrogenase complex.